AUGGCCACUCCACUCGUUCUCGCCCUAAUGGGCUUGUUCUACCUUGUAAUAGGAACUUCCUCUGAAAGAUGUACUUUUGACAAGAUAUCCCCAUCUCAGACGCUCACUUGGUGCCCUCGCAAUGAGGGGUUCUUUUGUGCAAGGCUUGAUCCCGCCCAAUCGAAUUCUUCCUUUGGAGCUUAUCAAGGCAUGAUACUUCUCAACCCUGGUGGACCUGGAGUUUCAGGCGUGGGCGAAGCUCUGGACAAUGCAUCUACCAUUCAGGCCGUGGUAGGCACCAACUGGGAUAUUGUCGGAUUCGAUCCCCGGGGCAUGUGGCUGAGCGAACCUGUAGCCGACUGCUCAGCCAAUAUCACUUCAGACCAGGUUAUCACAUUGAGGUCCAAAACCGUUCCGAGAGUAACUGAUGACUUCUAUAACAGCUUCAUCCAAUUCGGCAAGGACUUGGGUGGGCGAUGUGAGAAGACCACUGGAGGAGAGAAGGAUGCUGGCCCACAUAUGUCUACCGCAACCACUGCAAGGGACAUGCUCAGCAUUGUCAACGCAUUCGCAGAGACAGAAGAUGGCGAAAGAGCCGCCAAACCGAAUCACCUUUUACACUUCUACCGAGUCAGCUACGGAACUUUUCUCAGUCAAACGUUCGCUUCCAUGUUUCCAGAAAGUGUGGGCAACGUGGUCUUGGAUGGCGUUAUGAGUCCAGAGAGCUACUUGACCAACUACACCUCCGAAAGCGUCAACCACCUUGAUGGAAUCAUCGCUGCCUUCUUCAUCUACUGCCACAAGGCUGGGCCGGCGGACUGUUCGUACUAUACUGGAUCAACCCCAAAGGACAUCUAUGAGCGGUUCAACCGGUCGUUCGUACAGCUUGAUCCGCGGAAAGCGGAAGCUGAUAAUUGGUCGAACGCUACAGAUCUUGAGACCGCAUUACUAGUCUUGAAAGUAGGACUUUUGAGCACAGCGAACGAGCCCUUCUCGUAUUUCGGCUUAUUACCCCAAACCCUGGUGGAUCUCGAGAGUGCCCUUUCAACACAGCAUAUCAGCCCCUGGGCAGAACAAGCCAUGACAAUAUUUGGUGACCCCAGAACGGCUGGCUAUGAGCACCCGGAAUGGAGUCUCGCUGUUCUGUGCUCUGACCAGAACAAUACACCUCAGCUCGAAGAGAUUGAGCACCAAAGUAUCAUCGGGGAAAUAUGGAUCAAGUCAGCACUGGGAUGUACCGGUUGGCCCAUCAAAGCUACCGAGAUUUUCACUGGGCCAUUUGGCGGCGAUACAGCAAUUCCCAUACUCUUUGUCGGCAACACACACGACCCGGUGACACCUAUUGAUAACGCACUCUCGUCGGCACCACACUACCCAAAUUCUCAGGUACUCACGGUAGAUGGAAUGGGCCAUACAACCAUCGCUACAAGGAACACCUGCGGCUUGUCCAAAAUAAGCGCCUACUUCCAGACUGGCAAGCUGCCCGGCAACAAAUCUUUCUGCCCACUUGAACAAGGCCCUUUUGGUAUCGUCCUGAACGGAACUUUGAAGGAGAAUAUCAUACGGGCUGGGUUUUCGGGUCUUGUGGAUUGA
This is a messenger RNA of Pseudomassariella vexata, 1572 nucleotides long. Its product is annotated as TAP-like protein-domain-containing protein. Lineage: Eukaryota; Fungi; Ascomycota; Sordariomycetes; Amphisphaeriales; Pseudomassariaceae. The transcript has 6 exons. Bases 1 to 1572 code for a protein of 523 amino acids. The record is from RefSeq and is a predicted model, not a curated record.